This is a messenger RNA of Amphimedon queenslandica, 559 nucleotides long. Its product is annotated as ankyrin-3-like. The record is from RefSeq and is a predicted model, not a curated record. The annotation marks the transcript as partial. Lineage: Eukaryota; Metazoa; Porifera; Demospongiae; Haplosclerida; Niphatidae. The transcript has 6 exons. Gene Ontology annotation, molecular function: protein binding. Gene Ontology annotation, cellular component: cytoplasm.
CGCCUACUCUAGCUAAAAAUAAGUAAAGAAUGGUUCAGACCUCGGGUUAGACGCCUCUGUCCAGAUUGUCUUCUCCUCAUAGAAUCAUGUCUGAGUUGGAUAGCAAACUAGCAGUUGCUGUCAAUGAAAAACGGAUCUUUGAUGUAGCCAAAGCACUGAGAGAUGGAGCUAGCCCUGAUGCCGUGUACAAGGGAAAGGGAAUGAUCCAUAUUGCUGCAGAAAAGAAUUAUUAUGUUAUUCUCAAACUGUUGAUACUUCAUAAUGUGUCAUUGGAGAAGACUAUGAGCACCGAUACAGAAGACGAUCUGACAGCUUUACAUGUGGCAGUAAUUCAUGAUCAUGAUGAUAUUGUCUGUCUUCUUACAAAGACUGGAGCAGAUCUGAAUAAAGAGACUAAAAAUGGUCAAACCCCUUUGGACAUUGCAAGGGAAAAGGAUCACUGUGUUUAUGAUCUUGAGAAUAUUGAAAACCUGUUUAAUAAUGUAGCCAGUGGAAAAGUACCUUAUGGAAUAUCUGAUAUUGACAUUACUUUAUUCCGUGACAGUGUAAGUUUUAUGAU